UACAAUUUUCUUUUCUAUGAAUAGAGGCAUACCCACUACCAGUCUGCUACUAAUUUCCUUACCUAAAAGAUUCACAGAAAUGGUAAGGCACAACAUUAAGCCAACACUAUCUUACUCUCACCAUCUCCUACUUCUCCUCUUCCCCAUCUUGUUUCUCUCUUACUGGAUUCCAUUAUUGAGUGGACAAGAAUAUGAAGCUGUUGGGCAUGGCUACACAAUUGACUCUGUUACUAUUAAUCUACCAGACAAGUCUUUGAAAGCUGAUCUUAGCCUUAUCAGGAAUUCCUCUAUUUAUGGAACUGAUAUUCAAAGUCUCAAUCUUUUGGCCAGCUUUGAAACAAAAGAACGUCUCAGAAUCAGAAUAACAGAUUCCAAAACACAGAGAUGGGAGAUCCCACAAGAUAUCAUUCCCCGUCCAACCCAUCCUUCCACCCUGAAAACCCUUUCUGUCGAAGAAUCUCCGGCGACCCACCGUGCCUUGUACGAAAACAGAAUCCUCUCCACCCCCACAUCAGACCUCGUUUUCACCCUCCACAGCACGACGCCUUUCGGCUUCUCCGUGUCCCGGAAAUCCAACGGGGACGUACUUUUCGACGCGUCGCCGGACACGGGGGAUCCCGGCACGUUCUUGGUCUUUAAGGAUCAAUAUCUACAGCUCUCUUCUUCGCUCCCCAAAGACAGGUCUAACCUUUAUGGAAUUGGGGAGCACACAAAGAGCUCUUUCAGGCUGCAGCCUAAUCAGACGUUGACUUUGUGGAAUGCUGACAUUGGAAGUUCUGUCCAGGAUGUUAAUCUCUAUGGUUCCCACCCGUUUUUCUUGGACGUCCGAUCACCGUCAGGGGACGGGAGAAUGCCGGCGGGGAGCAGCCACGGUGUUCUGGUGAUGAACAGUAACGGGAUGGAUGUAGUUUACGGCGGCGACAGGAUAAGUUACAAGAUAAUCGGGGGUGUUAUUGAUCUGUAUAUUUUUGGUGGGCCGUCUCCGGAUAUGGUUAUACAACAGUACACAGAGCUCAUUGGUCGGCCUGCGCCUAUGCCUUACUGGUCAUUUGGGUUUCACCAGUGCCGAUAUGGUUACAAGAACCUUUCAGAUGUUGAGUCAGUGGUUGCUGGCUAUGAAAAAGCUGGUAUCCCUCUUGAAGUUAUGUGGACUGAUAUUGAUUACAUGGACGCAUAUAAGGAUUUCACUUUUGAUCCUGUCAACUUUCCUGCCGAUCAAAUGAAACAAUUUGUUGACAAGCUUCAUCAGAAUGGUCAAAGAUACGUCGUCAUUAUUGAUCCUGGUAUCAGUCUGAAUGAUAGCUAUGGAACCUAUACCAGAGGGAUGGAAGCCGAUGUCUUUAUUAAACGUGAUGGUGUGCCUUACUUGGGAGAAGUUUGGCCAGGACCUGUCUACUUUCCUGAUUUUCUAAAACCUGACACCAACACCUUCUGGAGAGAUGAGAUCAAAAGGUUCAGAGACAUUGUUCCUGUAGAUGGUCUUUGGAUUGACAUGAAUGAGAUUUCCAAUUUCAUAACUUCACCACCAACUCCAUCCUCUACCCUUGAUGAUCCCCCUUACAAGAUUAACAAUGCAGGGAACCAAAGGCCGAUUAACAAUAAGACAACACCAGCAACAUGUCUACAUUUUGGCAGCAUUACAGAAUAUGAUGUCCACAACUUAUAUGGACUGCUAGAAGCUAGAGCAACACAUGAUGCUCUAAUAGAUGUGACUGGCAAGAGGGCUUUUGUGCUUAGUAGAUCCACUUUUGUAAGCUCUGGCAAGUACACAGCUCACUGGACUGGAGACAUUGCCUCCACAUGGGUUGAUUUGGCCAACACCAUUCCCACCAUGCUGAACUUUGGACUCUUUGGCAUAUCAAUGGUUGGUGCUGACAUAUGUGGUUUUUCUGGGAAUACUAGUGAAGAACUCUGCCGUCGUUGGAUUCAGUUGGGUGCAUUUUAUCCCUUUGCAAGAGAUCACUCGGAUAAAUUCAGUAUUCGUCAAGAGCUUUAUCUAUGGGAUUCAGUUGCUGCAACUGCAAGGAAAGUGCUGGGGCUGCGUUAUCGGUUACUUCCAUACUUCUACACACUAAUGUACGAGGCACAUACCAGAGGAACACCUAUAGCAAGGCCCCUUUUCUUCUCAUUCCCUGAAGAUGUCAACACUUACGAGAUCAGUUUCCAAUUUCUGAUUGGUAAGGGUGUGAUGGUUUCGCCAGUGCUCGAGGGAGGAGAAUCAUCGGUUGAUGCAUACUUCCCUAAAGGAAACUGGUUCAGUCUGUUCAAUUACUCUAAUUCUGUAAGCUCAAGCCCAGGAAAGUACGUGACACUCGAUGCACCAGCUGACGAGAUUAAUGUGCAUGUCAAAGAAGGUAAUAUUCUGGCAAUGCAAGGGGAAGCGAUGACAACAGAAGCUGCUCGAAAGACGCCAUUCGAGCUCCUGGUUGUUGUGAGCAGCAAUGGAUGCAAUAGUUCUGGUGAAUUGUUCUUGGAUGGUGGAGAGGAUGUGGGGAUGGGCGAACUUGGAGGGAAAUGGAGUUUCCUCCGAUUUUAUGGUGGAAGUAGAGGGAAUUCUCUAUUUGUUUCAUCAGAAAUUGAGAAUGGAAGUUUCGCUUUGAGCCAGAAAUGGAUCAUCAAUAAGGUAACUUUCAUUGGGUUGGCAAAGGCCCGGAAAUUGAAAGCACAUCAGGUUCACAUUACAAAGGGAUACAAGUUGAGUGGCAAGCACCCUGUUGUGGAGACUAGCUUGGACAGAAAUGGACAGUUUGGUAGCAUUGAAGUUUCAGGAUUAUCAAUUCUGAUAGGAGAGGCGUUUAACUUGGAUGUGAAUCUCAUGCAAUGAUGAAAAAUCUCUCAAGUCACUGCCACAAAAUAAGAUUUGGAUUGGGUUACUUGUGCACCCAGUUAGCAACUUUAGCAAGCUAAUCAAAAUCAAAGGGAUAAAAAAAAAAAUUGUUUGCAUGAUAAUAAUGCAUAGCAGACCUUUUACAAAUCAGACAAGGAUUAUGCAAAAAAUUUCUUGAGACGAACAGCAAUGAGCAUAGAAUACUUUCAUAUUUUCGUAAAUUUAUCUAAAGAAUAAAUUUUCUUUUCA
Ricinus communis (castor bean) is the source of this 3076-nucleotide messenger RNA. RefSeq names its product alpha-glucosidase. The record is from RefSeq and is a predicted model, not a curated record. The transcript has 5 exons. Gene Ontology annotation, biological process: carbohydrate metabolic process. The coding region runs from base 17 to 2824 and encodes 935 amino acids. NCBI's taxonomy places the organism in Eukaryota, Viridiplantae, Streptophyta, Magnoliopsida, Malpighiales, Euphorbiaceae. Gene Ontology annotation, molecular function: carbohydrate binding; hydrolase activity, hydrolyzing O-glycosyl compounds.